UUAUUCAGUUCUUUUUUAAACGUGCUCUUGAUAAGAUAUUUUUAUUUUUUUAACGUAAAAGUCGAAUUCAAAAAAAAAAAAUUAAUUAUGGUAUACGAUAAAAUUGAUGAGACUUUGAUUCCAAUACAAAAAUGGGUCUCGGAACAUGAUACUUUACCAAAAAUUGAUACUCUUGUUCUAAAACAUUUUAUAAAUGUUUGUAAUGGUAAUAUACAAGAAAUACAAAAAUUAAUUGAAUUACAUUAUUCGAUACGGAACAGUUAUUCAAAUUUGUUUAUUGAAAGGGAUCCUACUUCAAAGGAAUCACAAAAUAGUUUAAGAGCAUCAGAUGUUAUAUAUUUACCAAAAUUGACAUCAGAUAAUAGUAUUAUACAAAUAUCAAGAAUUUCUGAUCCUGAUCCAGAUAAAUAUAAUCAUCCAGAAACAGUUAAAACUGUUGCUAUGGUAUAUGAUAUGCUCUUUCGUACAAUACCAGAAACACAAAUAAUUGAUAGUGUUAUAUCAAUAUUUGAUUCAGCAAAUAUUUCAUUAAGACAUGUAUCAAAAAUUUCUAUAUCAGCAUUACGUGGUUUUAUGAAAUUUUAUGAAAAAGGAACAGCAUAUAAAAUUGCACAAAUUCAUGUAAUUAAUUGUCCAUCAUAUAUAAAUAAAAUUAUGGCUGUAUUAAGACCAUUUAUGGCUGAUCAUAUUAAUAAAAUGAUCAAUUUUCAUCAACCAAAUUCACAAACAUUAUUUAAAUAUAUUUCAAAAGAUUUAUUACCAAUUGAAUUCGGUGGUACUGGAGAAUCAUUAGAAUUAUUAAGAAUAAAACAAAGGGAAAAUUUAAUAAAACAUCGUGAUUAUUUAAUAGAUUUAAAUUAUUGGAAACAUAAAGAUAAAAUUGUACCAAAAAUUGAAAAAGAUUUUCAAAAUUUAAAUUUAGAUUAAUUAGAAUUUAGUUUAAAAUACUUUUAAAUCUAAAUAUGUAGUGUAAAAUAAUUUUUUAAAUGGAAUUUUGUUUCUUUUAACAAUUAUUUUUAAAAAUAAAUUUUUA
Messenger RNA from Condylostylus longicornis, 1033 nucleotides. RefSeq names its product clavesin-2-like. The transcript is spliced from 5 exons. Lineage: Eukaryota; Metazoa; Arthropoda; Insecta; Diptera; Dolichopodidae. The coding region runs from base 88 to 927 and encodes 279 amino acids. Gene Ontology annotation, molecular function: phosphatidylinositol bisphosphate binding. Gene Ontology annotation, cellular component: membrane. The record is from RefSeq and is a predicted model, not a curated record.